Molecule: messenger RNA, 573 nt
Organism: Anopheles marshallii
Lineage: Eukaryota; Metazoa; Arthropoda; Insecta; Diptera; Culicidae
Gene: Ppcdc
Product: phosphopantothenoylcysteine decarboxylase
Exons: 1
Coding region: 1-573 (190 amino acids)
Biological process (GO): coenzyme A biosynthetic process
Cellular component (GO): phosphopantothenoylcysteine decarboxylase complex
Molecular function (GO): phosphopantothenoylcysteine decarboxylase activity; FMN binding
Source: RefSeq, a predicted model, not a curated record
AUGAAAGUGAAGAAAAACAUACUAAUCGGUUGUACCGGUAGUGUGGCAACAAUCAAACUACCCCUGCUUGUGGAAAAAUUACAUCUGCUGUCCGAUUUUGAGCUGGUAGUACACGUAAUAGUAACCGAGCAUGCCCGGCAUUUCUUCUCCCCGGAGGAUCUUCCCGAUACCGUCACCCUACACACCGACGAAGAGGAAUGGACGAGCUGGCAGAAGCGAGGGGACCCGGUACUACACAUCGAGCUCGGUAAAUGGGCCGAUCUUCUCGUCAUUGCACCACUCGAUGCCAACAGCCUUGCGAAGAUGGCAACCGGAUUGUGUGACAAUCUAUUGCUCUGUACGACCCGUGCCUGGGAUCCGGCAAAACCAUUGCUCUUCUGUCCGGCUAUGAAUACGCGCAUGUGGGAACAUCCAAUUACCGAAGCUCAAAUAGCUACACUCAAAUCCUGGGGCCACCUAGAGAUUCCAUGUAUCGCGAAAACGCUCAUGUGUGGUGAUACGGGAUUGGGAGCGAUGGCAGAAAUAGACACGAUCGUUAGUACGAUCAGGGAUACGUUGCUGGAGCAAAGAUGA